AUGGCGUCAGUGCUGGUCGUAUUCGAGAGCGAUUUGAAGGCAGGAGCUGCAUACAAAUUUACGCUCCUUUGGGCCCUGCUGCUCGCCUCGAUAGCAGGCCUCUUCAUACAGUCACUCUCAGCUAACCUCGGGAUUGUCACCGGCAAGCACUUGGCGCAGCACUGUCGCUUGGAGUACCCUUCGGGUCUCAACAUUGUGCUGUGGCUCAUAGCAGAGAUCAACGUUAUCGCCAGCGACAUUCCCCAAGUGGUCAGCACAGCCAUCGCCCUCAACCUCCUCUUCCGCAUCCCCCUCUGGGCGGGUGUGCUUAUAACGGGUUGCAGCGCUCUGCUGCUCCUAGCCCUCGAGAGGUUUGGGGCGCGACCUCUUGAAACUAUAAUGGCGCUGAUGGUGCUGCUUAUAGCGGGGUGCUUUAUAGCGGAGAUGGUCAAGGCGCUACAGCCGUCAGACGUGGGGGAGCUCUUCAAGGGCAUGGUCGUUCCUCAGUUGCAAAAUGUGGGAGCACUUGCGGUCGCAAUCUCAAUCCUUGGCACCACCGUCAUGCCGCACAAUCUCUACCUUCACUCCGCCAUCGUUCUCAGCCGCAAGCAUGCGGGUACCACCCGAGCUAUCAGAACAGCCAGCCAUUACUCUCUCUUAGAGCUCUCCCUGGCGUUGCUCAUAAGUGUCGUCAUCAACGUGGCAAUCAUUGCUGUAGCCGGCGCUGUCUGCCACUCCGCCAGUCUGCCGCCCGGCGCCGCUGAAGCGUGUGCCAGCAUCAGCAUCAGCAACGCGCACGUGCUGCUCACGGAUGUACUGGGAGGAUGGGCAGGGACGCUGUUUGGAGUGGCGCUGCUGGCAGCAGGGCAGAGCAGCACGGUCACUGGCACGUACGCCGGGCAAUACGUGAUGCAGGGCUUCAUCGAGCUCCGUAUAAGCACGUGGCUGCGCAACCUCAUCACGCGCCUGAUCGCCAUCGUGCCGGCGCUACUAGUGGCUCUCCUCUUUGGAGCCCAGGGGGCGAGCCUCCUCAUCAUCCUCUGCUCGAUUGUGUCAUCCUUUGGUCUGCCCUUUGCGCUCAUCCCCCUGCUUAAGUUCACCAGCACCACUCUCAAGAUGGGCAUGUUCGCCACACACGCCUGGUUCACCAGCACCACUCUCAAGAUGGGUAUGUUCGCCACACACGCCUGGGUAAGCAACCCCUCAAUAACCUCACCUUAG
Closterium sp. Yama58-4 is the source of this 1200-nucleotide messenger RNA. The record is from the annotation of a GenBank genome assembly. NCBI's taxonomy places the organism in Eukaryota, Viridiplantae, Streptophyta, Zygnematophyceae, Desmidiales, Closteriaceae.